AUGGCUGACAGUUCAACACAAAUCGUAAAUGAACGAUUCAACACUAAUUCGCUUCCAGAUUUGGAGAAACUAUUACAACGAUCUGUAAAGCGAACAAGGGCAAUGUUUCAAUUCUGCUCUAGUACUCCUAAUUUUCUUCUUGAGGAUGACGAAAGUCAACGGAUCAAGUUACGGGUAAAACUUAACGACGAAUACGGCGAUGUUCAACAGUUACCUGCCUCUUUAUUAGCGCAACAAAGUAGAGGAAAGAAAAGACCUUUAGAAACAGACAGUUCCACCCCAGCUAACGAUAGUACUUCAGAAACUAUGCAAGUAGAUAAUAAUGAGCAUUUACCUCAAUUCGCUGGAGGGGUAUCGCUUUCUGAAGAUAACGCGGUUGAAGGACAAGUUUCGGCUAAUACUAUACAAAAAUUGGUUGAUAAUCUUCCACCUUCGCGUGUUCAAAAAGAAGCUGCUAAGACUGCACAUGGUGUAGUAGCUAUCAGACAAAGGGCUGGUAUUAAUGCAACACCGUUUGCGACUUCAGGAUCUUUGGUAAGACGUCAAACUCCAAGAGCACAACGUCCGGAUUGGCAUGCCCCCUGGAAAUUGAUGAGAGUAAUAAGUGGUCAUUUAGGAUGGGUUCGCUCAGUAGCUGUAGAACCGGGAAAUAAAUGGUUUGCGACGGGUGCUGGUGAUAGAACUAUAAAGAUUUGGGAUCUUGCAUCCGGCACGUUGAAACUUACCCUUACAGGUCACAUUUCGACGGUUCGUGGUUUAGCUGUUUCGCCGCGACAUCCAUACUUAUUUUCUUGUGGAGAAGAUAAAAUGGUUAAAUGUUGGGAUCUUGAACAAAAUAAGGUCAUACGACAUUAUCAUGGUCAUUUGUCUGGUGUAUAUUCUUUGAGUUUACAUCCUACGUUAGAUAUUUUGGCUACUGCGGGAAGAGAUGCUACCGCAAGAGUGUGGGAUAUGCGUACAAAGCAGUGUAUUCAUGUAUUAAGUGGACACAAUUCGACUGUAGCAGAUGUAAAAUGUCAAGAGGCAGAUCCACAAAUCCUUACGGGAUCAAUGGAUUCAACUAUUAGACUUUGGGACUUAGCAGCAGGAAAAACUUUGGCAACUCUCACUCAUCAUAAGAAAUCCGUUAGAGCUUUAGCUAUACAUCCAAAAGAAUUUACAUUUGCUAGUGGUAGUGCUGACAAUAUUAAACAAUGGAAAUGUCCUGAGGGAACUUUUAUGCAAAACUUUGAAGGACAUCGUGCUAUUAUUAACGCUAUGGCUGUUAAUGCCGAUAAUGUUUUAUUCUCUGGUGCUGAUAAUGGAUCGAUGGCAUUUUGGGAUUGGAGAUCGGCAUAUAAAUUCCAAUCCUUGGACACAACUGUACAACCAGGUUCUUUGGAAUCUGAAGCUGGUAUAUUCGCUAGUACUUUUGACCGUACCGGACUAAGAUUGAUUACAUGUGAAGCUGAUAAAACCAUUAAAAUUUGGAAAGAAGAUUCUAGCGCGACCCCGGAAACUCAUCCUAUUGAUUGGAAACCAACGUUGAUUAGAACUAGAUAUUAA
Funneliformis geosporum is the source of this 1545-nucleotide messenger RNA. The record is from the annotation of a GenBank genome assembly. Lineage: Eukaryota; Fungi; Glomeromycota; Glomeromycetes; Glomerales; Glomeraceae.